AUGGGUGAUAAGUAUUCAGUUAUUUUACCUACUUAUAAUGAGAAAAAGAACUUACCUAUCUUGAUUUACUUGUUAUCCAAGUCAUUCAAAGAAGCCGGUUUAGAUUGGGAAGUUAUUAUCGUUGACGAUAAUUCACCAGAUGGUACUCAAAUAAUUGCUAAGAAAUUGAUUGACAUUUUUGGUUCUAAUCAUAUUCAAUUAAGACCAAGACCAGGUAAAUUAGGUUUAGGUACUGCUUAUGUUCAUGGUUUACAAUUUGUUACUGGAAAUUUCGUUAUUAUUAUGGAUGCUGAUUUCUCCCAUCAUCCUGAAGCCAUUCCACAAUUUAUUAAAAAACAAAAGGAAGGUAAUUAUGAUAUUGUUACUGGUACUAGAUAUAGUGGAGAUGGUGGUGUUUAUGGAUGGGAUUUAAAGAGAAAAUUAGUUUCUAGAGGGGCUAAUUUCUUAGCUGAUUUCUUCUUAAGACCAAGAAUUUCAGAUUUAACUGGUUCUUUCAGAUUAUAUAAAAGAGAAGUUCUUAGUAAAGUUAUUGAAGUCACAAAAUCUAAAGGUUACGUUUUCCAAAUGGAAAUGAUUGUUAGAGCAAGAAAUUUAGGUUAUAAUAUUGCUGAAGUUCCAAUCAGUUUUGUUGAUAGAUUAUAUGGAGAUUCAAAAUUAGGUGGUUCGGAAAUUGUUCAAUACUUAAAAGGGGUGUGGACCUUAUUCACUGAUGUUUAA
Molecule: messenger RNA, 717 nt
Organism: Yamadazyma jaroonii
Lineage: Eukaryota; Fungi; Ascomycota; Pichiomycetes; Serinales; Debaryomycetaceae
Source: the annotation of a GenBank genome assembly